Messenger RNA from Staurois parvus, 477 nucleotides. Lineage: Eukaryota; Metazoa; Chordata; Amphibia; Anura; Ranidae. The record is from the annotation of a GenBank genome assembly.
AAACCGUGGGCUCGCAAAUUAAAAAGCUGGGCAUGCAGGUUGCGGCAUUCCAACAGCUUAUUCAAGAGGUCAAGAGUCCGCCAAGUAGCGGAUGAGGAUGGCACAAGACGGGAAGUAUCUGAUGCCACGCAAAGGGUUGUAGAAGCACUGGCUGAAUGUGCCUUGUCCGAGGGGACCACCUCUGGAACCAGUGCCUUCAAGCGUGGGCGGUUUCAGGUUGUUACUAUCCCACAACAAGAGCAACGUGCUACUAAUGAAUCUGCCAAUGUUCCCCCCACAUCCCUGCAAACACAGAAACCCAUCCCUUUUGAAGAAACGGGGUCUGCUGGUGCCAAAGCCGAGGAGACGCCGCAGUCGGCUAGCACGGCAUAUGAGACCGAUAACUCUUCCCUAACCCCUGACCAGGAGCUAGAAGAGACCUCUGUAACUGGCAGCAGUGCUCAGUCUAGGCCGACAAUGUGGAUGAAGGACAGCAAG